Striga asiatica is the source of this 1466-nucleotide messenger RNA. The record is from the annotation of a GenBank genome assembly. Lineage: Eukaryota; Viridiplantae; Streptophyta; Magnoliopsida; Lamiales; Orobanchaceae.
AAAUCACAUAAUAUUCCUCACAAAUAAAAAACAAAUUAAAGAACACUGAUGGAGUGAUGGGCCUCUCCUCACUCAUCAGCUUCAAAGCUUCCAUUCUCGCCUGUUCUCCACAACCUUGAGUUUCUCCACAUACACAAAGAAAAAAGCUAAAAUAAAAUAAUUAAAAAUAUCUAAUUCAUUUUCAUCACACUUUACAUGGAUGGAAUGUACGGACUCCACUCGGCCGGCAACGAUUACCCCGAUAAGGCGCUAAUGUCCCCCGACAACCUCAUGAACAUCGCCGGCGGCGGCGGCUACUACCACGACUACGAUCCUCUGAUUCCCUCCGCCGAUCACCACCGCCGCAUCAAUCCGCCGUUCGAAUCGGAGGACUAUGGGCUAAUCCAUUGCUCCGCCGUAUCGGAAUCCGUAAAUUCCGUUAGCGCUCACCGCACGAUCGGCUACGGCGACGGAGGAGCCGAUCGAAACCGCCGUGAGGACGACGUGGCCAGCUAUGCUACCGUUAAAGCCAAAAUUGCUGCUCAUCCGUGUUACCCAAAGCUUCUCGAUGCCUACAUCGAUUGCCAAAAGGUCGGAGCCCCGCCGGAGAUAGCGUGUUUGCUGGACGAAAUCCGGCGAGAGAAAGACGCACAGUACUGCAAACAGGACGACGCCGUUCCGACGUGCUUAGGAGUCGAUCCCGAGCUCGACGAGUUUAUGGAAAGCUACUGUGACGUAUUGGUGAAAUACAAGAGCGAUUUGUCGAGGCCCUUUGACGAAGCUACAUCUUUCCUCAACAACAUUGAAACCCAACUCGCCAAUCUUUGCAAAGAUGACGGUCCUUUGUCGUCCGAUGAGGAGUACAGCGGAGGAGAGACCGAAAUCCCGGACCCUCAGACGAAAACCGAAGACCGAGAGCUCAAGGAUCGGCUAUUACGAAGGUACGGCAACCACAUUAACAACCUAAAGCUCGAAUUCUCAAAAAAGAAGAAGAAAGGUAAGCUCCCGAAGGAGGCUCGACAAGCGUUGCUCGAAUGGUGGAGUGUUCACUACAAAUGGCCUUACCCAACGGAAGCGGAUAAGAUGUCUUUAGCGGAAACGACAGGGCUCGACCAGAAGCAAAUAAACAAUUGGUUCAUAAACCAGAGGAAAAGGCAUUGGAAGCCUUCUGAGAACAUGCACUUGGCCAUGAUGGAUAAUCUGUCUGGGCAUUUCUUCAUGGAAGAGACUGAUAUUUAGUUGUUUGUGGCUUUUGUGUACUUUAAUCUGCAGACGUGUUUUUGAUGAAAUUUAGAUUCUUGUAUAUUCAUUCCCAGAAGAAACUAAUGUUGUAUGCUAGUGACUUUUAGAAAAUAUUAUCUAUCAAAUAAUAUUUUGAAAAAAAAAAAAAUGGUCACUUUUCUUGUGAAUCAGUAGGCUUAUAAGUUAAGCUUCUGUUUUCUAUAUAAAGUUUUUCUAUAUAAACGAUGUGGAACAAUUCACUAGUG